This is a messenger RNA of Diorhabda sublineata, 2441 nucleotides long. RefSeq names its product dynein intermediate chain 3, ciliary-like. The transcript has 8 exons. Gene Ontology annotation, biological process: cilium movement; outer dynein arm assembly. Gene Ontology annotation, cellular component: outer dynein arm. Bases 48 to 1862 code for a protein of 604 amino acids. Lineage: Eukaryota; Metazoa; Arthropoda; Insecta; Coleoptera; Chrysomelidae. Gene Ontology annotation, molecular function: dynein heavy chain binding; dynein light chain binding. The record is from RefSeq and is a predicted model, not a curated record.
AAGUAAACUAAAAAUCGAUGAAAGGGUAGUAAAUAUCCCGUGAAAAUAUGGAUAUUUGUUUUCAAUAUCAGAAAAAAAGAAGUGAAUUCGGUAGACAGUGUAUAUUUUCCGACAAAGGACCAGACAUCAUCGAUAAUUAUCCUUCAAAUAAAAAACUAUCAAAAGAGUUCAUAUCAAGAGAUCCAGUGUCACGUUCGCAACAAUGCGCCCCGAUUCUAUCAGAACACCAUCUGAAUACCAUGAGAGCAGAAUUUGCAAACAGCGGCGUAAAUCAUUUCGAAGGUGGUUGGCCGAAAGAUAUCAACCUCGCCGACGAAGAACAAACCAAAAGAUAUAGAAGAAAAAUCGAAAAAGACGAACAGUUUUAUCACGUGAUGAUGGCAUUAUUCAAAAAUAUGGAAGGUUGUAUUUUACAGAACAACGCCGUUAAUAUUUAUCAACAAUAUUUUUCCGAUAUAGAACAAACUCCUUUUGUCGAAAGAAGUUCCGCAAGAACGGUUAACGUCUAUCAAGAUCAAAGUACUCCCACUAGACCGGUUACCCAUAUAUCUUGGUCGCCGGAUAAUCAAAAAAAAUUAGCCGUAUCUCAUUGUAACUUAGUAUUUCAAUCGGUUGUAGCCAAACAGGCUAACGUUUCUUAUAUUUGGGAAGUAGAAAAUCCAAACAGACCUUUGUACACUUUGAAACCCGAGCAAUCCAUAGUAUGUCUGGAAUACAACCAGAAAGAUCCGAAUAUCCUUGUCAGUGGUCAAACGAAUGGUCAAGUAGCUUUAUGGGAUAUCAGAAAAAGUAUGGAACCGGUUGAUAUGUGUGCAAGAGAAAGUAGCUUUAUAGAUCCAGUAUUGAAUGUACUAUGGAUAAAUUCCAAAACUGGAACGGAAUUUUUUAGCUCGUCUAGUGAUGGACAAAUAAAAUGGUGGGACACCAGAAAACUCUCCGAUCCAACAGACACUCUUCUCCUUGAUUAUUCUAAAGACGAAGAGCAAAACCUUUCUAACGCCAUAGGUGCUUCCGUUUUAGAAUACGAAAGUACCAUUCCAACUAGAUUUAUGGUCGGAACCGAGCAGGGUACCGUAAUAUCCGGCAAUAGAAAAGGAAAAACUGCGUUAGAAAAGAUUGCUCAAAGAAUUCCCAACGCUCAUUUGGGACCUGUAUUAGCUCUUCAAAGAAACCCGGCAUUCCCAAAAAAUUUCUUAACUGUAGGAGAUUGGACGGCCAAGAUUUGGUCUGAGGAUUGCAGGGAAAGUUGCAUUAUGUGGACAAGUUUCCAUAAAUCUGCAUUAACUGAUGGAGCUUGGAGCCCCACAAGACUUUCCGUAUUCUUUACAACCAGAUCAGACGGUACACUCGACGUUUGGGAUAUUCUGCAACAACAAAAACAAGCGAGUCUCAACAUUAAAAUAUGCGACGUGAAACUAACACGUAUAAAGGCACACGAUCACGGUAAACUCCUUGCUCUUGGAAACCAAAACGGUACGGUGUCUUUGGUGGAGUUGAGCGAGAAUCUUUCCGCAUCAGUCAAAAACGAUAAAAUGCUAUUGACAUCCAUGCUCGAUAGAGAAGCUCGCCGAGAAAAGAUACUUGAAGCUCGGAAUCGAGAAAUUCGAUUGAAACAAAGACAAAGACAGCCUUGUCCGAAAGAAGAUAGAGAUGAGGGCGACGGCGACGAUGGAGAUGACGCAGGUUUUGGAAAGGAUAGUUUAGUAAAAGCAGCAGAAGAAGAAUUUUAUAAUACCAUCGAAAAAGAAGUAGCAAAGACGAAAGACAUUGAGGAUCAACCAGAAGAAGUAGAAAAAGAUCAAAAUAUCAAAGAUGGGAUAAAUAAAAUAUCUACAACAGAAGAAGCUACAAAUACUCAUUAAAUACUUUUCGAAUAUAGAGAAUGUGGAGAGAGGCGAAGCUCCUCCACGUCCAUUUAGAUUCAACUGAUGAGAUAUGAGAUUACAUGUAAUAGUAGAUCAUUCCUCACCCAAGUCAAGACUUUCUGGUACCGCAACAGAACAAUUAAAUCUGCCUGUAUCUUGACUAGACCUAAUUCUUCUUGAAAAUUCAAGAUAAUUGAAAAAACAUUUCCAGGAAAUGUGACACAAACAGCAUUAGCACAAUCGGAAAAAACAUACCCCAAGUUACUACAUUCAUAUCAAUCAAUGUACAAUUUACCUAAAAAGUUUUGUUUCAAAUCUCUAAGAAAAAAAAAAUAUCUAAAAACAUAUAUACUGCGUUUUUUAUAUAUUUUGGACGUACUGUACAUAAAAGUAAACACUAGAUUCCGCAACUGUUACUUAAAUCAUGUUAUGCUACUACCCCUUCGUGGAGAAACGGAAUGUAAUCAUUUCAACCACUUCUACUACUUUUGUUUUAUAUAUUUCUAUCUAAUCUCUUCUUAUAACAUUUUCUGACUAAAUUCGUGGAAAAAAUAUGUGAAUACUCACGUUACGUAA